AUGCUGGCGAGUCCGAGAGCACCACCAACAGUAACUUCCCAGCCUCAGGAGUCAUGGGAAUCAAUGCUCCCAGGCCCACCCAGCCGCAACAACUUUGGAUCCGCAGAUCUGAGCCCCCACGGCCUCCUCGCAUUCCCCUCCGGCAGCGCCAUCUCAAUCGUCGACAUCCGCUCCACGCAGUUACUCUCCUCCUUCCCCAUCCCUCCCCCGCCCUCAUCCGCAGCCCCCUUCGUCACCGCCCUCCGCUGGUCUCCCCUCCCCCUUAGCCGCCACCUCCUCUCCUCUGAACCCUCCUCCAGCCACCUCCUCCUCGCCGCUGGCGACCGCCAGGGCCGCAUUGCGCUCCUCGAUUUCCGUCUUAAGUCCGCCAUCCUCUGGUUCGAUACCGACUCUAAACAAGGAGUCCAAGACCUCUGUUGGGCCCAGGCCCGCCCCGAUUCAUACCUUCUCGCUGCUAUUAACGGACCUUCCACUCUCUCCCUCUACAAUGCCUCCACCGGACGCUGCGUUUGGAAAUACGAUGCGUCUCCCGAGUACUUCUCCUGCGUUCGUCGCGAUCCCUUCGAUUCGCGCCACAUAUGCGCCGUCGGACUCCGCGGCUUUCUCCUGUCCAUCGUCCUCCUCGGAGACUCCGACGACGCCGUCGUCAUCAAGGAGCUUCAGAUUCCGACCGAUUCAAGCGAAUUGGUUAAGCUCGAGAGAGACGCUGCAGCCGGAUCAUCCGCCUCUGCUGUCUCGUCGCCUGCGGCGGCGGCGUUUCCUAAAUACGUCGCGAGGUUGGCGUUCACCCAGCAGUGGAGGCACAUUCUGUUCAUCACGUUUCCGAGGGAGUUGGUUGUGUUUGACUUGCAGUAUGAGACGGUGAUUUUUUCCACCGCGUUGCCGCGUGGUUGCGGCAAGUUUCUAGACGUGUUGCCUGAUCCGAGUAACGAAUGGAUCUACUGUGCCCAUCUUGAUGGCAAGCUCAGCACGUGGAGGAGGAAAACUGGGGAACAAUCACAUUCUAUGUACUCAUUGGAAGAGUUGAUGCCAUCAGUCGGUACCGCAGUCCCUUCUCCUUCAGUACUCUCUGUCCUUUUAUGCCAAUCAGAUUCAACACUUGAGAACAUUGGAAAAAAUUAUUCUGAUAUACCUAGUUCUCCUUACCUUCGAGAGGAUUUUGAUAAUCCUUUUGAUUUUUGUUACGAGUCUAAUAUUGUUUCUAAGAUACAUUUGAUCUCCAUUUCUGAUGAUGGAAAAAUUUGGAACUGGCUCUUGACUGCUGAAGAUCUUUCAGACACCCAAAAGGAUGAUAAGAAGCUAGGUUUGGUGAAUGAUGACCAUAAAUUAUCGCUUCCUGGGCCCAACUCUAACACCUUACCAUCUUCUGCUGGUCAACGGGACCUAAAUGUAGGCAAGCAGUGGGAGCAUUGCAAUGAUAAUAGAAGCCGUCAGAGCUCAAUCUUCGACCAGGAAGAAAUUUCAAUGAAGGCCAGCUGUCCUGGAUCAAGUUUGGCUGCCAAUGAGAAGGACAUUAAACAUGAUAGGCAAUUACAAUUUUACAAUGAAAUCAGUAAGCAAUGGUACAAUACCUUCUAUUUGGCACAGAAUUGA
Messenger RNA from Sphenostylis stenocarpa, 1593 nucleotides. NCBI's taxonomy places the organism in Eukaryota, Viridiplantae, Streptophyta, Magnoliopsida, Fabales, Fabaceae. The record is from the annotation of a GenBank genome assembly.